AUGCCGUCUCUCCUCGACUUACCGGAUGAGCUCCUCUCUCCGAUCCUCGCACUUGUCUCCACCGCCCCCUCCGACAAGAAUCCAACGGAAGUCCUCAUCGCCUCUUAUGGAACGUACCACGCCACCGCAUUGACCUGCAAACGCCUUCACUUCAUCACCCGCCCGCUGCUCUACGAACGCAUCACCUUCGCCGACGGCAACGUACCAGAUUCCUUCUGCAUAUCGAGUCACCGGCACGUGCGACUCCUCGCUCGAACGCUGUGCGAAACGCCGCAUUUGAGGCCGCUGAUCCUCUCUCUGAGCCUCCACCGGUGCCUUGUGCCGCCGUACGACCCAGCUAGGAAUGCAGUGGGCGACGUUGCCAAGCUUCGCAGCCUGGUGAAGCAGGUGGUCGAGUGGGGCAUGGAAGAUGACAGGGUGAUUGAGGUCGGGAAGUGGACAUGCCAGGCGGUGUGGACUGCGGUCCUGAUUCUGCUUGCGCCAAGAGUGAAGCACUUGUCCGUCGAUAGGGAUGAGCUCGAAACGGGUUUGCGUUAUGGUCCACACUGGAAGCCAAACUGCCUGGACGAGGUGAUUGGCAUGCUUCAAGAGACGCUUGAUGCUGAGCGAUUGACAACACCGCUGGGGAAAUUCGGCAUGGACGACAUCCGGAGCUGCGCUCUCGACAACGUCUCACCGGUUGUCCUGGGGGGCUUCAUGAUACGCCCGGCAAUGCGCGACGUCAGGGCGAGCUUUCUCCAUCCGCGUGCUCGGUCGUGGCUCAGAGCUCUGAAGAACCUCCCGGCUGGCUCGAACGACGUAACAUCGAUAAGCUUGACCGAUGCCGCCAUUCGACCGGAAUGGAUGCACAGGGUCAUCGCAAGUUGCCGCCGCCUGAGGAAUCUACGCUAUGAAAUCGUCAGUGCAGACUUCAUUUCCGGUCCACCAGUCAUGCAUCCGGGACUCGUCGCUGAGGUUUUGAAUACCCAACGUACCUCACUGGAGACCCUUCGGAUCAUCAACUCCACAGACCGUGGCGAUGCAUUCACUGCCCGCACAGGGACUCUGUUCAGGUCCCUCGCCACCUAUCACGCUUUGAUCCACCUCGAGGUCGAUAUCCAGGCUAUCACCGGGCAAAGCGUUCUAGGCGGCCACGAUCUGAUGAGUUUCAUGCCUUUGAAGCUGAAGACGCUCAAGAUUCAGACCCUCGACCUCGCGGAGAAACUUCCAGACAUGAUCGCCCAACUGAGCCCGAUGCAAGACCAAUUUUUGGACGAGCUCACCAUCUCCUGUCCCUUGGCGAUUCCGGGACCGAUCGAUCCCUCGCCACCGAGUGCACACAACGCAGAUUGCUUGAUCGCCCUCAACAAAUUGGGACCGACCAAGUACCGCGGUCAGGAUGUGUAUAUUGAGCAUUGUCGCGGCAAACCGAUUCGGAAUCGAGAAGACCGCUGCCGGGGCCGAAUGGAGGUACAGUGCCGGAACUUGCAAAGACCUGGUUGUGCAAGGCUAGACGACGUGGCUGCAAGACUGAGAGGCGACGGGAUCAUGCGCAUGAUCAGAAGCCAGGUCCCGCAGAUGUGGGAGGAAGAAGUCGUUCUCGGCGAGGCUCUUAUGAGCAUGUUCGAUGGCGUCGAAUCUGGCAGUGAGGCCACAGGAGGCGGUCGUUGA
Zymoseptoria tritici IPO323 is the source of this 1650-nucleotide messenger RNA. RefSeq lists its product as uncharacterized. The coding region runs from base 1 to 1650 and encodes 549 amino acids. The transcript has a single exon. The record is from RefSeq and is a predicted model, not a curated record. NCBI's taxonomy places the organism in Eukaryota, Fungi, Ascomycota, Dothideomycetes, Mycosphaerellales, Mycosphaerellaceae.